Aspergillus vadensis CBS 113365 is the source of this 363-nucleotide messenger RNA. RefSeq lists its product as uncharacterized. The record is from RefSeq and is a predicted model, not a curated record. Lineage: Eukaryota; Fungi; Ascomycota; Eurotiomycetes; Eurotiales; Aspergillaceae. The coding region runs from base 1 to 363 and encodes 120 amino acids. The transcript is spliced from 3 exons.
AUGAUAGCAGAUACUUGGUAUUCUAGUAUUUCUAUUCUUGACCCGCGGAUUACAGGGAUAUUUGUAUUACUUUACAGUGGAUGGCAGAUAGUGAAUUACAGCAGAGCCAGCUACACUGGUCAAUCCUUAUAUAAACUCUGGAUCAUUCUGGAAAUACUGAACUGCUGGAUUUACAUUUAUCAGUCCUAUCCUCAUCUUCCCGCACCGACUGCUGAGGAAUUGGUAAGCUUCACUCAUAGAACUCCUGCUGAGUAUACUACACAACUGAUGGCUAACGUGGUGAUUCCACACCCACCCACGUUCAAUAUCCUAGGACGCCAGUACGACGGCUGGGAUUCUGUUUUCAGUAAAUGUGGAGUAUAG